Molecule: messenger RNA, 1404 nt
Organism: Solanum stenotomum
Lineage: Eukaryota; Viridiplantae; Streptophyta; Magnoliopsida; Solanales; Solanaceae
Product: putative methylesterase 11, chloroplastic
Exons: 5
Coding region: 44-1285 (413 amino acids)
Molecular function (GO): methyl indole-3-acetate esterase activity; methyl jasmonate esterase activity
Source: RefSeq, a predicted model, not a curated record
CAUGUUCACAAUUUUUUCUUUCUCAUUCACAUGCUAACAAAAAAUGGGAAAUUCAUUAGCAUGUUUUUCUAAGAAAAAUCAAACUACAAAAAUUAGAAAAAAAAUCAACAAAAAUAAUAUUCCUAAUACUAGAAGAUCAUCAUCUAAUGGUCGUCAUAUUCCUCCUCCUCCAUGUAUCUCCAGAUCAACUAGUCGAAAAUCGGAUAGAAUAAUCUAUCCGAAUUCUUCUAGAAUAAUUGAUCAUGAUAUUGAUCAUGAUUAUAUUCGAGAACAAGCUCGAGUUGCAGCAACUUUGUUGCUGCAACAUCAUCAUCAAAACGGAACGUUCAGUCAAUUUGAACGUUCCGUUUCUCUUAGAGAUCCUUUAAAUUGUUCUUCAAGGAAGCAAAAGAGAAAUUAUAAUAAUAAUAUUAUGCCAAGAAGUUCAAGUUCUCGACGUGCUAGAUCAAUGUCUGAUUCACUUCUUCAUCAGGGUACUACAAAUGUUGAAGAUUUGAAUCAAAAACAUUUUGUUCUAGUACAUGGAGGUGGAUUUGGUGCUUGGUGUUGGUACAAAACUACAACACUUCUCAAAGAAUCUGGAUAUCAUGUUGAUGCAAUAGACUUAACUGGUUCUGGUGCACAUUUUUUUGAUUCCAAUAACAUUUCUACUCUCUCACAAUAUGUAAAACCCCUCACUGAUUUCCUUGAGAAAUUCGACGAUGAUAAAAAGGUUAUAUUAGUCGGACAUGAUAUAGGGGGAGCUUGCAUUUCUUAUGUAAUGGAAUUGUAUCCUUCAAAAGUGUCUGCAGCAAUUUUCGUUGCUGCAGCAAUGUUGAAGAGUGGACAGAGUACACUCGAUAUGUUCUCUGUACAGCUUGGAUUGAACAAUUUAUGUCAACGCGCUCAAAUUUUUCGUUAUGCAAAUGGGAAGGAUCAACCUCCAACAUCAAUAGAUUAUGACAAGUCAUUGAUCAAGGAAGUAUUAUUCAAUCAAACUCCUACUAAGGAUGUUGAAUUAGCAUCAGUAUCAAUGAGACAAGUUCCAUUUGGACCAUUAACAGAGAAACUUUCACUUUCUUCAACAAAUUAUGGUUCAAUUCCAAGAUUUUAUGUCAAAACACAAGAUGAUUUUGCAAUUCCUGCAUCUCUUCAAGAAGUUAUGAUAGAUUCAAAUCAACCAGAACAAGUUUUCCAGAUUAAAGGAUCCGAUCAUUCGCCUUUUUUAUCGAAACCUCAAGCUCUACACAAGAUUUUGGUAGAAAUUUCAAAUAUUUCUCCAAAAAUGAAUCUCAAAACCAUCUAAAAAAAUAGAUGAAUAUUAGUAAAGAUCACAAUUUUUUUCCCCCAAGACAUGUUCCUAUAUAUGUACAUACCAAAUACAUGAUCAUCACACACUUAUAUAACAUGAAAUAUUUUUGAAAA